Molecule: messenger RNA, 1595 nt
Organism: Melanotaenia boesemani (Boeseman's rainbowfish)
Lineage: Eukaryota; Metazoa; Chordata; Actinopteri; Atheriniformes; Melanotaeniidae
Product: proline-rich transmembrane protein 1-like
Exons: 3
Coding region: 155-676 (173 amino acids)
Cellular component (GO): membrane
Source: RefSeq, a predicted model, not a curated record
UUCCUCUUACCAAAUUGCAGUCUGGUAACAGAAGUGGUAAGAACUCUACACUUAGUGGGAAAAUUUAUCAUUAAAUUCCUUGGAGAGAAAAAUAGGAGAAAAAAGUAAUUUAAGGAGAAUAGUUCUAGCCCAGAGAUCACAAAAUCGUUGCCCCAUGGAUCCUAGCAAAUCACCCAGCGCUCUUCAACAGGGAUGGUCUGAUGAGAAGUCCUCCAUGGUCCAGUCCCCAGCUCCUCCGCCUUACCAGGACUACUCAAGCCAUGGCCUCCAGCCUGGCCCGGGAUACCCAGCACAGCCGCAGGGUUAUGGAGUUCCACCACAGUAUGGAGGUGGAUAUGAGCCGCAGCCUUAUGGUAUGGGUCAGCCACAGCCAGGACAGCCGGGCAUCGUCACUGUGCAGCCCACGGUGUACGUGGCUCGAGGCCCUCUGGAACACCCUGUUGAAGACUACAUGUGCUACUCCAUCUUCACCAUGAUCUGCUGCUGCCUACCGCUUGGAAUUGCUGCCCUCAUCUACUCCAUCUCAGCCCGUGAAGCCAACCACACGGGGGACCAGAUGGCAGCAGAGCGAAACAGCCGGACCGCCAGGACUCUAAACCACGUGGCUCUGGGACUCGGGCUCGGGGGCUUGGUCCUGAUGAUUAUUUACGCCGUGGUCAUUGCUUCUCUUGUAUAAAUCAGUUUCAGCAUCUUUCCCAUAUUUUACUUCCCAUGCUAUUUUUACACCAAAUAAUCAGACAUUAGAAACAUUCACUGGCCACCAUGUUGAUUUUGAAUUUAAAGAAUUUAAACAUUAGGUCACCUUAUUGCCUCAUAAAAGCAUUGAGAAAAUAUUGAAAUUAUUUACUAUAAUGUUAAAGUAAUCAAGUCUGUUUAUUAUCAAAUGUUUUUGUUUUUUUAGAUUGCACACUGAAGAGGGAUCUAGUCCUAUUUUGCCAGUUAUUUUUUAAUUGCACCAAAGCCUUUUAGCUUAUUCCAGCCAAAGUGGAGCUCACAGCUUUUCAUGAAAUGAGGAAAUAGUGACGACAUAAUGUCAGACAGCCAUUAGCCCAGUGGUUCCCAAACGUUUUCUGUAGGGUCCCCCUUUUCAUCCACAGAAAUAAUGUCAAAUUCCUUUUACUAUAGUGUGAGGCACUUUAAACCAGGAAAUUGCAAACUUCUUCAUGUGAGUUGAGCAUUUAAUGGGACAGAUGCUGCUUUAGUAAGACAACUUUGCUAUUUACGACAGUUAAGUAAUCUAUCUUUGAAAGUAAUCAACAGGCGUUUCUUUGUGUUCAGGAUCAGAAGUUCCCAAGUGCCAUUAUAACUUGAUUGGCUUUACACUGUCAGAUGCUAAUAUUUUGAGACAUACAUCACUCUGUGCCCACCAUUGACUGAAAUGUCUUUUCUUAAUUCAUCAUCAUUUGCUCACUGGUAGUUUGUCCAUAUUUUGCUAGCAGUGUAAAAUCUUUUGGGAACCACUGUAUGGAAAUCUGUAUUGUGUUAUGCACCAUUUUUUACUGUUUUUCAUCUGUUACUUUUCUUUUUUUCUAAUGCAAAGCUUUUUCUGUAUACAGAAUUACUUUAUAAAUAAAGUCCAUAUAGAUAAAAAAUUA